AUGAGCUUCGACGGGAAUAAAAUGACUGAGAGGAUCCUGGAUCUAACACUGGAGAUCAUCUACCUGCUGACUGGAGAGGUGAGGGAUUCUGGGUAAUGUCAGUAUGGAGAUCAUCUACCUGCUGACUGGGGAGGUGAGGGAUUCUGGGUAAUGUCACUAUGGAGAUCAUCUACCUGCUGACUGGAGAGGUGAGGAAUUCUGGGUAAUGUCAUUAUGGAGAUCAUCUACCUGCUGACUGGAGAGGUGAGGGAUUCUGGGUAAUGUCAUUAUGGAGAUCAUCUACCUGCUGACUGGAGAGGUGAGGGAUUCUGGGUAAUGUCACCAUGGAGAUCAUCUACCUGCUGACUGGAGAGGUGAGGGAUUCUGGGUAAUGUCAUUAUGGAGAUCAUCUACCUGCUGGCUGGAGAGGUGAGGGAUUCUGGGUAAUGUCAUUAUGGAGAUCAUCUACCUGCUGACUGGAGAGGUGAGGGAUUCUGGGUAAUGUCAGUAUGGAGAUCAUCUACCUGCUGACUGGAGAGGUGAGGGAUUCUGGGUAAUGUCAUGUUAUGGAGAUCAUCUACCUGCUGACUGGAGAGGUGAGGGAUUCUGGGUAAUGUCAUUAUGGAGAUCAUCUACCUGCUGGCUGGAGAGGUGAGGGAUUCUGGGUAAUGUCAUUAUGGAGAUCAUCUACCUGCUGACUGGAGAGGUGAGGGAUUCUGGGUAAUGUCAUUAUGGAGAUCAUCUACCUGCUGGCUGGAGAGGUGAGGGAUUCUGGGUAAUGUCAGUAUGGAGAUCAUCUACCUGCUGGCUGGAGAGGUGAGGGAUUCUGGGUAAUGUCAGUAUGGAGAUCAUCUACCUGCUGGCUGGAGAGGUGAGGGAUUCUGGGUAAUGUCAUUAUGGAGAUCAUCUACCUGCUGGCUGGAGAGGUGAGGGAUUCUGGGUAAUGUCACUAUGGAGAUCAUCUACCUGCUGACUGGAGAGGUGAGGGAUUCUGGGUAAUGUCAGUAUGGAGAUCAUCUACCUGCUGGCUGGAGAGGUGAGGGAUUCUGGGUAAUGUCAUUAUGGAGAUCAUCUACCUGCUGGAGAUCAUCUACCUGCUGGCUGGAGAGGUGAGGGAUUCUGGGUAAUGUCACCAUGGAGAUCAUCUACCUGCUGACUGGAGAGGUGAGGGAUUCUGGGUAAUGUCAUUAUGGAGAUCAUCUACCUGCUGACUGGAGAGGUGAGGGAUUCUGGGUAAUGUCAGUAUGGAGAUCAUCUACCUGCUGCUGGAGAGGUGAGGGAUUCUGGGUAAUGUCAUUAUGGAGAUCAUCUACCUGCUGGCUGGAGAGGUGAGGGAUUCUGGGUAAUGUCAUUAUGGAGAUCAUCUACCUGCUGACUGGAGAGGUGAGGGAUUCUGGGUAAUGUCAGUAUGGAGAUCAUCUACCUGCUGACUGGAGAAGUGAGGGAUUCUGGGUAAUGUCAUUAUGGAGAUCAUCUACCUGCUGGCUGGAGAGGUGAGGGAUUCUGGGUAAUGUCACCAUGGAGAUCAUCUACCUGCUGACUGGAGAAGUGAGGGAUUCUGGGUAAUGUCAGUAUGUAGAUCAUCUACCUGCUGACUGGAGAGGUGAGGGAUUCUGGGUAAUGUCAUUAUGGAGAUCAUCUACCUGCUGGCUGGAGAGGUGAGGGAUUCUGGGUAAUGUCACCAUGGAGAUCAUCUACCUGCUGACUGGAGAGGUGAGGGAUUCUGGGUAAUGUCACCAUGGAGAUCAUCUACCUGCUGACUGGAGAGGUGAGGGAUUCUGGGUAAUGUCACCAUGGAGAUCAUCUACCUGCUGACUGGAGAGGUGAGGGAUUCUGGGUAAUGUCAUUAUGGAGAUCAUCUCCCUGCUGACUGGAGAGGUGAGGGAUUCUGGGUAAUGUCAGUAUGGAGAUUAUCUACCUGCUGACUGGGGAGGUGAGGGAUUCUGGGUAAUGUCACCAUGGAGAUCAUCUACCUGCUGACUGGAGAGGUGAGGGAUUCUGGGUAAUGUCACUAUGGAGAUCAUCUACCUGCUGACUGGAGAGGUGAGGGAUUCUGGGUAAUGUCAUUAUGGAGAUCAGCUACCUGCUGACUGGAGAGGUGAGGGAUUCUGGGUAAUGUCAUUAUGGAGAUCAUCUACCUGCUGACUGGAGAGGUGAGGGAUUCUGGGUAAUGCCAGUAUGGAGAUCAUCUACCUGCUGACUGGAGAGGUGAGGGAUUCUGGGUAAUGUCACCAUGGAAUCAUCUACCUGCUGGCUGCAGAGGUGAGGAUUCUGAAGGAGGUGAGUGGGAUUCACAGGGUAAUUUCAUAGGAGAUCAAAUACCUGCUGGCUGGAGGUGAGGGAUUCUGGGUAAUGUCAUUAUGGGAUCAUCUACCUGCUGGCUGGAGGUGAGGGAUUUGGGUAAUGUCAUUAUGGAGAUCAUCUACCUGCUGGCUGGAGAGGUGAGGGAUUCUGGGUAAUGUCAGUAUGGAGAUCAUCUACCUGCUGACUGGAGGUGAGGGAUUCUGGGUAAUGUCAUUAUGGAGAUCAUCUACCUGCUGGCUGGAGAGGUGAGGGAUUCUGAGUAAUGUCACCAUGGAGAUCAUCUACCUGCUGGCUGGAGAGGUGAGGGAUUCUGGGUAAUGUCAUUAUGGAGAUCAUCUACCUGCUGCUGGAGAGGUGAGGGAUUCUGGGUAAUGUCAGUAUGGAGAUCAUCUACCUGCUGCUGGAGAGGUGAGGGAUUCUGGGUAAUGUCAGUAUGGAGAUCAUCUACCUGCUGACUGGAGAGGUGAGGGAUUCUGGGUAAUGUCACAGUGACAGCUAUAUUGUCUUUAGUCUCUGUUACAAGUAUAAACAGGGAUUAUAGAAACAUAGAAACAUAGAAUGUGACGGCAGAUAAGAACCAUUCAGCCCAUCUAGUCUGCCCAAUUUUCUAAAAACUUUCAUUAGUCCCUAGCCUUAUCUUAUAGUUAGGAUAGCCUUAUGCCUAUCCCAUGCAUGCUUAAACUCCUUUACUGUGUUAACCUCUACCACUUCAGCUGGAAGGCUAUUCCAUGCAUCCACUACCCUCUCAGUAAAGUAAUACUUCCUGAUAUUAUUUUUAAACCUUUGUCCCUCUAAUUUAAGACUAUGUCCUCUUGUUGUGGUAGUUUUUCUUCUUUUAAAUAUAGUCUCCUCCUUUACUGUGUUGAUUCCCUUUAUAUAUUUAAAUGUUUCUAUCAUAUUAGUGAAAUUUUAGCUAGGGGUAGAUUUAGUUAAAUACUCAGGAGCUGAAAUGGCUGUUUUUUUGUUGUUAGUACCAGCAAAUGGUGCCGUCAUGGUCAAGUGUAGACUUUUUUUUGAGAACUUAGAGCAAUCAUAUUGAAAUGUCUCUUAGUUAUUGUUUUUGUGGGUUUUAAUAAGUGAUAUUUACUUCGAUUUGUAGGAUUACAUUGUUGCAAAAAGAUCUGGUGAGCCUGUACUGCAGAACAGUCUUCAUACUUCAGAAAGUGUCCGCAAAACUCCAAGCCCCAGCACAGUGCCUCCACCUCACUCACUGAUACAUGAGAGAAACAAUGACCAGAAGAUCCUGGAACUGACCAAUCAGAUCAUCCAGCUGCUAACUGGAGAGGUGAGGUUGCCGGGAAUGUGGGACAUUAUACAGUAAAACCAAGGGAUGUGUCUGGAUGGUGACUGUAUCAUUUUCUGUGUCAGGUUCCUAUAAGAUGUGAGGAUGUCACUGUCUAUUUCUCCAUGGAGGAAUGGGAGUAUCUACAAGGACACAAGAAUUUCUAUAAGGACGUGAUGAAUGAAGCUCACCAGUUGAUCAGUUCACUAGGUAAGAGGAGGUUUAAUCAUAACACGGCUCUGUCACCUCCAUUCAAAAUGAGUAUUUCCAUCUUUAGGAUGGAGUUUGGAUUCCACUGAAAUUCCCGCACACUAAAAAGAUACAUGUUGACAAAAGAGGGACUACUUUGUUUUAGUAUGUUUCCUACACUUUACAGAACUUGACUUACUAAUCACUAGUAAGACAUUGUUUAUCGUAGACCUCAGUGUUGUAGUUUUGCACAUGUGCAAGAGCACAACACUUACAUUCAGGGACGUUAUAGCCGCGAGGCGAACAAGGCAUUUGCCUUGGGCGGCAUUUUCCAGGGGGCGGCAAAAAAAACCGCCCCCAAAUGCCCAGGACAAUUGCCUUGUUAGCCUCACGGCUAACAGCUCCCUCGCACGCCGCCCGCAGAGUGGAGCCGGAAUAUGACGUCAUCUUCCGGCUCCUAGGGCAGCACAAAACCAGGAUACACCACUGCUUACAUUGGCUCCUGGCAGAUGAAAUAACAGGAGCUGAAUAGGACUAGCAAGAAGAACAUGGCGACUGCCACAAGCAACAUGUUCAGGUAAGUAAAACUCGCCUUCCCCUGCACCUCAAGGAUACUGGACACUCAUCUUGCAAUGACCCCAUAUGGUGACAGAGCCACCUUAGAAGGUGCUAAAGCUGUUUUCCCUUCAUAUUAUAGGCAGUGCUUUACAACUGGGAUUUAAUCAUCUGGAGGGAAAAAACAGGCAGGCAAUCUCCCAAACUUUUCAAGAGCCUCCCCCAAUUAACCUUUGGCCUUAUAAAUUGCUUCCUACCCAAGAUAUCCCCAGUUCUUUGCCUGCCUCCGGCAGAGGAGAGUGUCCGGUUCAGGUUUUCUCCCUAGAAGUAUGGUGAGAGGGCUAAGGUUCUGGAGGCUCUACUUCUUUUAAAUACAUUUUUCAGAGAUCGGCCAGGGAUAACACACCAGACGGCUGUAUCUCACCAGGUUGUAUUACUUCCGUCUAUACCGAGCCAGGUGCUGGGCAGACGAUGGUGCGCAUUUGGGCACUAGCUGGGAAGUCCUGGCGGUGGAACACUCGUACAGGUUACGUUUAUUUCCACCGUGGAAUCGCGAAAUGCAGGACAUGUGGAAUGCGAUUUUAAAAUUUAGGCGCCAAUAUCGUUAUUGUUUUUUCUCUCCGGGGUCAAGAUAUUAGUUUCCAGGACUUAGACAGGCUGUUUACCCAGCAGCAACUAACUGUUGCCAGGUGCACUCAGAAUCUGUUGCAAGUGUGUUCUCACCAACCUCCAACACACUCGGAGGACAUUUAAGGUAAGCCUUUUUGCUUUAUCUUAAAUGACUCUAGUCUGAAUAAGUUAAUUAUCUGUGCUGCAAGAUGGAUAAGCUAAAAAAGCGCAAAUGAUUCUAAGUUGGAGAGUUUUAUGAUUUAAAGAUUAUUCCUAAAAUCUUAAAACAAAUAGUUCUUUGAAAGUGUAAGCACUUAGUAGAUCGGGCCCAUAAUAGAUUCUUGGGUUUCUUCUUCUAAAAAAUAGAUUAUUCUUUGAGUAAAGCCCAUAGAGGGUAUUAGAUAAGAAUAUACUUUUACAUAAUUCUAUUUGGUAAAUUUAAGUUUCCUUUCUGGCUCAAAAUAGCUGCUACACAGUAAUUAGUUAAUACGGGUUUCAAUAAUCACUAAUUGCUGCAACAGGGUCAGUAAAUUAAAGUGAAGUGUUCCGGUGGAAUAUAUUCACAGGUAGCAAGACCCGGAUGACUAUUGGAGGAUUAUCCUCUGUAUGUUAUCCUUAGGAGGCUGAUAUUUAAUAUUUGGUUUUGGUUAAGUUAAUAUACUGUUGUAGCAGAUGGAUUCUUUAAAUGCCAGGAUCCUAGCCGCAGUGAUUAUUUUCUUAAAACAUGCAGUAGGCUUUUAGCAAUGGCUGUAGACCAAGCUCUUUUGCAAUUAGCAUUCUCACCACCUCAACUUGUUUCACCUGAUAUCAGUUUCUAAAAAGGCAGUCUCUUUUUCAGCUGGGGCAGAACUUUUCCUGUGCUUCACCCCAUGGUGGCACAUUUUAUGUUUUUGUCUUAAAUUCCAAGUCCUAUGUUUCAGUUAUAAAGACAGGAUUGAGCUAACCGACUGUUGGAAUGGAAAUUUUAAAGAAAAUGCUUCCUAAUAUUGGUUCCUGCAGAGUCUGCAUCAAACAGGUUUUGAAAUGCAGUUGCAGCUAUUCUGUCUGCUCUAGCCUCUGCUUCCCAAAUACGGCUAAGGAAAGCCUAUAGCAGCUAAGGCUGUUGGUUGUUAUUGCAAUUUUAAAGGAUUACUUCUAAUAUGGAUUCCUGCAGAGUCUGCAUUAAACUGGUUUUUGUAAUGCAGUUUGCAGAUAUUCUUUCUGCUCUAGACUCUGCUUCCCAAUUACGGCUAAGGAAGGCCUGGAUCAUGGGUAUUGUCUUAUGCAGACUGUGUAUCUAUGUAAUCAGUCUCGAUUCCGCCAAUAAAGAUGGUAACCUGUAUGAACUAGUCUCCAUGGAAAAUUAUUUCUUCCUCAUGUUACUGGGCUUGACGCAAGUUCUAGUACAGCUGCAGGCCUAUUGAUCAAGGUGUAGUUCCACCAGGUUCAAUUUGUACCCUGCACUGCCAUAGAUACUGUAUGACAGUGAUGGUUUACUGCCUAGGUUUGUUUGCCAUUUUCUUUUAAGAAAGAGCUUAUGGCAAUUGCCACUCGAGAUUCUCUCACUAUGCAAAAUGUUGCCAUCCAUAAAUUUGUUGAAUGUAUGCAAUACUGCUUCCUCAGGGGCACCUAAUAACUUUUUUGUACACCAGCCCCUAAAAGUUAGGGUGUUUCUACAGCAUACAGGUGGAUUCUAAUCUUCUGAUAAAGAAUUCCCUUUACAAGAAGUGUGCAGUUCUGGUGUUUGUCAAGGAACAGUUCAGGUGUAAAAACUUUGAUUAGGUUUCCCUUUUACCUUCUCUUGAAGGGUUUUUGAAUCUCAGAGAAUGGUAAUUCCCUGAAGAAAGAAAAUGUGGUUCUCUCUCACUUCUUAUCACCUGAAAUCUCUCCUCUACUUCAGUAGACAAGAUACUAGGGAAAUAAUAAUUUGGUUCCCGUCUUGAAAGAACCUGCUUGGUCUCUUCAGCUUCUUUAGGCAUAGCACUGUUUACAGGUCCUUCAGAGGCCAGAUACAGUUGCUGAUAAGAUUUUGCAGUAAAAUCCAAUACUUCAGUCGUUCCUUUUUGAACCAGGCAGAAAUGAAGGAUGCCAGACGGUUCUUACUUUUUGUUCUAGUUCUCAAAUCAAUCGUUUCGAAUUUUAUGACCGAUGCUUCAGGUCUCAGCUAGGUUCUCAUAGGGUUGAAGGGAAUUUAGCUGAGAUAUUUUGAAAAACUUAUCCAACUACAUAGGACUGAAGGCUAUCUGGCUAGCUCUCUUUGCCUUUCAGAUAAAGACUAGGUAUUAUCUUGUCCAGAUCUGGUCGGAUAGUUCUACAUCGGUAGCAAUUAUGUACAAACAAGGUCAUCUUGUUUGAAAAAUCUUGUUCCAGGAUAUGCUUGGGUUAGUUUUUCUUAGGUCCAGUCACUUAUGCAUAGAACUUAAUAUUCCUCUGUUUAGCUGUAGCAUUGAGUAGUCAACAUUUAAUACAAAGCAGAUUGGUUCAUACUCCCUGAUCUUCACCCAAAUGAUAGGAAGAAUUUGAUUAUCCAGUUAUGGAAAUGAGACUUCUAGAUCAAACAGAUAGCAUAGAGUGUUUCAUUGGACAAGCUUGGACAGACCAGUAAGCUUUGGUUUCCUUUUCUUUCUUGGGAAUUCCAGUCAAACCUAUAGUUUCCUCCUGGUUCCCUAUUCCUCAAGAUCAUAUAGGAUGGAAAAGGUGAGAAUGAUAGUCUUCCUCCCUUGGUGGCGAGUAGCUGUUUCACCGUUCAUCAAAAAUUAUCUGGAGGAAUCUUUGGGGACCUUACCUGUAAAUAGGCAUCCUGAAAUUAUCCAUGGUACCUCUUCUCAACUUUGUAGUAAUUCAAGCUGACGACCUGGUUUAUUUAUACCAGAUACUGAAGGAUAAUGUUUUGUCUCAGGAAAUUUAUUGACAAUUUCUUUUAUUAUAAAUGGAUCUUGUUCCUAGAUUUAUUCCAAGUAUGGAAGGUGUUGUUUUUUAAGAUUGGUUCAAAGAAAAGCAGGCAUCCGCUUCCAAGUUUUUAACCUCCCUUUUUUUUUUUUUUUUGGAUGGGCUUUGCGGACGGUUUAAAGCCAGAGAUCCUCAAGGUCAAAUUUCGGUUAUCAGUUGAUUUCAGAGGUUUGUCUCAAAAUCACCAGUAUCUACUAGGCUCUUUUGUGGUUAGUUCCUAUCUUCAGGGAAUCUUUACCCCAGGGGAUCUUCUUUUGGGGGUUUUAGCUCUGCUGAUUUGAGUCUUCACUCUAGGUCUUUGGGGGUAGUCGCCCAAAAUAUUUUUGGGAAGAACUUCAAGUUCUUCAAGUUUCCAAUUUCAGCAGGAGAAAGUGGGGUUAAGUUGGAUUCUUUAAUUCUUCCCAAUCUUCCAUCUAUCAUUAUUUUUCUAACUUUUCCCAACAGCGUUCUAGGGUCUUGGAAUUCUAAUUCCACUGCCUGGGCGUUUAGUUCUCGUCUACGAUACCUUAAAGGUCUGCAUUCGUUUUAGUUUUUUUUCUCAUCUAACACCUAUCUCCAUUGAAGCUCCUUCGAUCAGUUAUGUUCAGAUCGGGUGCCCUGAGGGCUUCUGCUAUACAUUCUCUCGAAUUCCUAACAGACACGAGGUGAUCUCACUCAUUUGCUAAACUUUUCAAAUUGGUCUGUUGACCUUGGAAGAUACAACUUUGGUUGUAGGUUUUUUGCAGUGAGAAUUGAGUCCCGCCCUAAGGGAUUGCUUUUGGAUAUCCUAGUUGUAAACCCCCCCCAUCCCCCUAAAAAAAAUUUAAUAGUCUGAGUGGUAUGGGUAUUCGGCUUUUGUAAUUUCUGGGGAUGUCUUGGGUAGGAAGCAAUUUAUAAGGCCAAAGGUUAAUUGGGGGAGGUUCUUCAAAAGUUUGGGAGAUUGUCUGCCUGUUUUUUUCCCUCCAGGUGAUGAAAUCCCAGUUGUAAAGCACUGCCUCUUAUCUUCUGGAAAAAUAAAUUUACGGUAAGUAAAAAAAAAAAGUUUUUAUUUUUUUUAUUUAACAGGAUGUUUUUUUUUUUUUUCUUAUUUGAUAGGUGGAUCUGUGGACAGAUCUACAGAUGCUGGAUAUCAAAGCCCCCUUACUGUUGCAAAUUGUCUACAAGAAGAGAACAUGAGAAGUAGCCUCACCAGAAAAUAUCCCAGAAUAGAUGAUCCAUGGGAGGUACAAUGGAAAUCUGGUAAAUGUGAAAAGGAUGAAUCAACCUUCACUAAAGUUAAUCUCUCUGACCUGUGUAUACCUGUAGAACAGUCACCUCCACAAAUUACAGAAGAAUGCGCCCUGUCUGUAGAAGAACAUUUCCCAGACACUAAUAUUUUUACCACCCCAGACCACACACAGGCAGAAUAUACAGUUACAUAUAUCAAAGAGGAAUAUAUAUCUGAUGAAGGUGAUUUCUCAGACACGGAUAUUUAUACACUCACCAGAUAUGCACAGUCAGACUAUACAGCUCCUCAUGGUGCGGAGAAACUGUCCGAAUGCGAAGAAGGAAAUUUCACUGACAUGAACCGUUAUAUACCCCCUGAAAAUAGACAGGGAGAACAAGCAUCUCCUCUAUUGUCUUUUGCAAACUGGCAGUUGCCUGAGUCGAACUGUGAUUUUUUUCCUUCAUCAUCAGCUUGUUCUGCACAGGAGAAAUAUUUUAUGACUUCAGCAGAUCUUAAUGAGCAUCAAAUGAAUAACACGGGUGACAAACCAUAUUCUUGUCGUGUUUGUGGAAACGUGUUCACACGUAGAUCAAAUCUUCUUGCACAUCGAAAGAUACACAUAGGGGACAAACCAUUUGCUUGUCCUGAAUGUGGAAAAUGUUUUUCAGUACACUCAAAGCUGCAUACACACCUGAAGAUUCAUUCGGGAGUAAAGCCUUUUUCCUGCUCCGAAUGUGGAAAAAGUUUUAUUUUUAAGUCCAACCUCACCGAACAUCAGAGGAUUCAUAAAAAAGAGAAUGCGUUUUCUUGUUCUGAUUGUGGGAAAUGCUUUACCUUUAAGUCAAAUCUUACUAGACAUCAGAGACUUCAUGCGGGAGAGAAGCUGUAUUCCUGCACAGAAUGUGGUAAAGGUUUCAAUCGUCCUUCGUGUCUUGUGACACAUAGAAUGACCCACACAGGAGAGAAGCCAUUUUCUUGUUCUGAAUGUGAAAAACGAUUUAGAACUCAUUCAUGUCUUAUUAAACACCAAAGGAUACAUAUAGGAAAAAAUCUGUAUUCUUGA
This is a messenger RNA of Pelobates cultripes (western spadefoot toad), 10095 nucleotides long. Lineage: Eukaryota; Metazoa; Chordata; Amphibia; Anura; Pelobatidae. The record is from the annotation of a GenBank genome assembly.